AUGGGAACCCAGGCUCCAACCAGCGGAGCGGGAGCGGAUCAUUGGACGGCAGAGGCGUACAGCGCAUCCGCCGCUUUCGUGCCCCGCUUGACUCAAAAGAUAUUACAUUAUCUUGACCCGCAACCGACGGACCGGGUGCUAGAUAUUGGCUGCGGAGAUGGAAAGUUCACUGCCAACUUUGUGGAUCGAGUGGAGUACGUGUUGGGUUUGGAUGCUUCAAAGGGGAUGAUCGAGGCAGCGAAGAGGGAUUUUGCGAGGGGGAAUGCGGAGUAUAGGACGGUUGAUUGUCGGUAUCUAGAUCAAGAGCUGCAGGGGGGAAGUGUUGCGAGCGCAACGUGGGACAAAGUAGAUCCUACCACCCGCGUUGCGGUGCUGCAGGCCAUCCAUGGGUGUCUGAAACCGAACGGGUCAUUUAUCUUUGAAAUGGGAGGGCACGGGAAUGUUCCUGAAGUCCAUGCUGCGAUCAUCGCAGCUCUUGUGCACCAGGGCGUGAAAAUCGAGGCAGCUCGGCAAGUGAUGCCGUGGUUUUUCCCAUCAGAGACCUGGAUGAGAAAGACGCUUGAAGGUAUUGGCUUCAGAGUGGAGAGGCUGGAGAUGGAAUAUCGGCCUACCAAGUUGACGACUGAUGAGAAGGGAGGGAUCGAAGGGUGGGUGCGGUUGAUGGGCGCGUCACCGCUGGAGGCGUUAGAUGAAGGAAAGAGGGAGGAUGCAGUUAGAGAGCCGAUUUACACCUCAUCAAAGAACCAUAUUUAA
Uncinocarpus reesii 1704 is the source of this 753-nucleotide messenger RNA. RefSeq lists its product as uncharacterized. The transcript is spliced from 4 exons. The coding region runs from base 1 to 753 and encodes 250 amino acids. The record is from RefSeq and is a predicted model, not a curated record. NCBI's taxonomy places the organism in Eukaryota, Fungi, Ascomycota, Eurotiomycetes, Onygenales, Onygenaceae.